AUGACAGAGUCUGCCCUUCUCCCUGCUGCCCGGAUGGAGGGGCUGGCCCUGUCACCCUUGGCCUCGCCCUGUCCUCGGAUCCCACGAGCCCGUAUCGCCAGGCAGCCGGGGCGCUGGGCCCACCUGGGCUGCAGCCCCGGGCCCUCCUCAGGCCCCACAGCUCCUCACCAGCGGCCCCUGCGACCUCGCCUGGCAGACUGCUCCCACGCGCGGCUGUCCUGGGCUGACAGCGUGUCCCUGGACGGUUUCUGGAUGGAGGUGGAGAGGAUCCAGCGGAGGGAUGAACUGAAAGAGGGGGACGGUGGUGGAGGUGGAGGCGAAGGCCAGCUCCCAGAAGGGGCUGCCAACUCCCAGUGGCUGCAGGACACGGGUCUGUCCGGCCUCCUCGGUGGUCAGGGCUUGGAUGGCGAUCAGCAGGGACUCCUGUCUACCCUGACACAGACCCAGGUAGCUGCUGUGUGUCGGCGGUUAGACAUCUAUGCCCGUUCAGCCCGAAGACGGCACAAGGCACCUAUCAGAGAUGUCAGGGACAUCUUUGGGGUCUUCACUUCUGAGGAGGUAUCUUCAGAGAAUGGAGACUCAGGAAUGAAAUGGACUCAGAUCAGUUCUGGGGCUUCAAGGACUCCUUCAGGAGCGGCUGAGCCUCAGGAAUCAGAGGAGCCAGCAGGAAUGGAUGAGGACUUCAACAUGGACUCUGCCUACUCCGAACAAGCUGUAGCAUUCCUGCAGAGGACCAGGCCAUCCUCAGGAGGCCCCUGGGCCUGGGGCAAAGCCUCCCUGCCGAGGUUUCGAAUCCCCAAAGGCAGACUGGGCCUGACCAGGAUAGGAGACUUGUCUUCAAAGGACAUGAAGAACAUCCCUGCCCUGGCCCUCAUAGAGCUGACGGCGCUCUGUGACAUCCUGGGCCUGGACCUGAAAAGGAGCAAGGCCGGGAAGUGGAAGGCUGCAGAUACAGGUCUUUUCGGCAUGCCGCUUGACAGCCUGCUGGAAGCUGACCACAGAGUUCUCCCCAGCACGCAGGUCCCACUGCUCCUUCAAGCUCUGCUGUCCUGUUUGGAAAAGAGAGGGCUGCACACGGAAGGCAUCCUCAGGGUACCUGGGUCCCAGGCCAGGGUCAAGGGGCUGGAGCAAAAGUUGGAGAGAGACUUCUAUGCUGGCCUCAUGAGCUGGGAUGAGGUGCAUCCCAACGACGCAUCCGAUCUGCUCAAGAGGUUCCUGCGGAAGCUUCCAGCUCCUCUGCUCACAGCCGAGUACCUCCCGGCCUUCUCCGCAGUGCCCCACAUCCCUGACCUGAAGCAGCGCCUGCAGGCUCUCCACCUCCUCAUCCUCCUCCUCCCAGAGUCCAACCGGAACACCUUAAAGGCACUCCUGGAAUUCCUCAGGAAGGUGGUGGCCCAGGAGCAGCACAACAAGAUGUCUCUGUGGAAUGUUUCCACAGUGAUGGCCCCUAAUCUCUUCCUGCCCCGAGGGCGGUCUCCCAAGCUCCCCAAGGGGGAGAAGCAGCUGGCUGAGGGCGCAGCUGAGGUGGUACGCAUCAUGGUGCACUACCAGGACCUGCUCUGGACGGUCGCCUCUUUCUUGGUAGCCCAGGUGAGGAAGCUGAACGACAGUAGCGGCCGGCGUGCCCAGCUCUGCGACGGGGGUCUCAAGACUUGGCUCUGGAGGUCGCACUUGGACAGGGAUAAGACGAGGGAUGGGCUGGAGGCGACUCCCGAAGUGGCCAAGAUCCAGGUGGUUUGGCCUAGCAGAGACCUGCUGCAGGUGCCUCUGACCCCCAGUACCACUGUGGCGCAUGUCCUGAGGCAGUUCGCAGAGCGCCUCAGCCCUGGGUCACGGGGUGAAGAGGCCGGUGAGGACCCCAAGAGCAGCCUCUCAGGCCAUACAGCAUCAGACAACUUCUUCGUCUGCGAGGUUGGAGGGAACAUUGGUGAGCAUCGCCUGGACCCAGAUGCCUACCUCUUAGAUCUGUACCGUGCCAACCCCCAUGGCGAGUGGGUCAUUAAACGGAACCCCACCUAAGCCCCGGACUCCCAGGAGCAGCCUGAGAGGCCCAGCAUGAGAGCAGAGCUGCUCAAAGAGAAGGCUUGGGUCUUUCUUCACACAGUCGUCCUCUCUGGAAAUGCCUCUCAGACCACGGACACAACCCAGGGCUGCACCAGCCUCUCCCUUCCUGAUUACACACAUAGAGCCCCAGUACAUAGAGCCCCCGUACUUGGGGCUGCUGGUUCUCCGAGGGUUAUUGUCCACAGUUUCCAGACUCAAGAAUAAUAAAAAUUGCAGAAUCUCUCUCACAAGCAGGCUUUUUUAAAAAAAAAAAAAAGAG
This is a messenger RNA of Jaculus jaculus (lesser Egyptian jerboa), 2323 nucleotides long. RefSeq names its product Rho GTPase activating protein 40 (gene Arhgap40). The record is from RefSeq and is a predicted model, not a curated record. Lineage: Eukaryota; Metazoa; Chordata; Mammalia; Rodentia; Dipodidae. Gene Ontology annotation, molecular function: GTPase activator activity. Gene Ontology annotation, cellular component: cytoplasm. The transcript is spliced from 15 exons. Bases 1 to 2019 code for a protein of 672 amino acids. Gene Ontology annotation, biological process: regulation of small GTPase mediated signal transduction; signal transduction; regulation of actin filament polymerization.